Molecule: messenger RNA, 3562 nt
Organism: Tyto alba (common barn owl)
Lineage: Eukaryota; Metazoa; Chordata; Aves; Strigiformes; Tytonidae
Gene: LARGE2
Product: LARGE xylosyl- and glucuronyltransferase 2
Exons: 16
Coding region: 332-2548 (738 amino acids)
Biological process (GO): protein O-linked glycosylation via mannose
Molecular function (GO): xylosyltransferase activity; glucuronosyltransferase activity
Source: RefSeq, a predicted model, not a curated record
GGCCAGGCGUGGCAGCCGAGCGCCGAGCGGCCGAUGAGCGGCGGGGCUUGGGGGGGGGGCGGUUAAAGGAGCGGGAGCCGCCGAGGCAGCCCGGCAGGUGACAGCGAGCUCCAAAACCCUGAAGUACAGCUGAGAUGUGUUGUUUGCCCUUCAGGCUGAGAAUCCCUGGUUAAAGGGUGUCCUCACAGCCACCACCAGACCCUGCCAGCUUCUCCAGCAGCUCCCAGGUACCCCCGCAACAUUGGCAGCCUCCAAAGGCUGUAGGAUGCCGGGGCCGGCCGGGCUGGGGCUGCCCACCUGAUCCUCGCCGCCCGCGUCCCGCCGGCACGCCAUGUUGCGUUCCUGGCGCAUGAAGCUGAAGCUGCUGCUCGCCACAGUGACCUUGGCCGUCCUCCUCUCCUGGCUCUACCUCUUCGUGGGCAGCCUCGAAUACGGCCGCUUCCUCCUCCUGCCGCCCUGCCUGGGCGAGCAGCCGAGCCGGGACGUGGAGCGGGAGGCGCUGGCUUCGCGGGUGCGCCGGGUGGAGGAGGAGAACCAGCAGCUCCGCGUCCAGCUGGGCCAGGCGCAGGAGGGCAGCGACGGCAGCCCGCGGUGGGGGACCCCCGCCGAGGAUGGGGAACCCCCCGGGGGCGAGGGGAGCAACCGCACGGCCUGCCCCAAGCAGCGGACGGUGCACAAGUGCGAGCUCCUGCACGUCGCGAUUGUGUGCGCCGGGCACAACGCGAGCCGGGAUGUGGUCACCCUGGUGAAAUCCAUCCUCUUCCACAGGAAGAACCCUCUCCACUUCCACUUCAUCACGGACUCGGUGGCCCACCAGAUCCUCCAGACGCUCUUCCAGUCCUGGAUGGUGCCCUCCGUCCACGUCAGCUUCUACGACGCCGAUGACUUGAAGCCGGAGGUGUCGUGGAUCCCCAACAAGCACUACUCCGGCAUCUACGGGCUGAUGAAGCUGACGCUUACCAAGGCGCUGCCCUCCAGCCUCUCCAAGGUCAUCGUCUUGGACACCGACAUCACCUUCGCCACCGACAUCGCUGAGCUCUGGGCUGUCUUCGGGAAGUUUUCUGACAAGCAGGCAAUUGGGCUGGUGGAGAACCAAAGCGACUGGUAUUUGGGCAACCUGUGGAAAAACCACAAGCCGUGGCCGGCCCUGGGACGUGGCUUCAACACGGGGGUGAUCCUGCUCCUGCUCGACCGGCUGCGGCGCCUGGGCUGGGAGCAGAUGUGGCGGCUGACGGCGGAGCGGGAGCUGAUGAGCAUGCUCUCCACCUCGCUGGCCGAUCAGGACAUCUUUAACGCGGUGAUCAAGCAGGACCCGGCCCUGGUGUACCGGCUGCCCUGCUUCUGGAACGUGCAGCUCUCGGAUCACACCCGCUCGGAGCAGUGCUACACUGAGGUCUCCGAUCUCAAGGUGAUCCACUGGAACUCGCCCAAGAAGCUGCGGGUGAAGAACAAGCACGUGGAGUUCUUCCGCAACCUCUACCUGACCUUCCUGGAGUACGACGGGAACCUGCUGCGCAGGGAGCUCUUCGGCUGUGCCAGCCUCCCCAGCCCACCCAGCAACCAGCUGCAGCAGGCGCUGGAGGAGUUGGACGAGGACGACCCCUGCUACGAUUUCCGCCGGCAGCACCUCACGCAGCACCGCGUCCACCUCUUCUUCUUGCAGUACGAGUUCCUGGCCCUGCCCAGCCCCACCGACGUCACCCUCGUGGCCCAGCUCUCCAUGGACAGGCUACAGAUGUUGGAGGCCAUCUGCAAGCACUGGCCGGGCCCCGUCAGCCUGGCGCUGUACAUGUCGGACGCGGAGGCUCAGCAGUUCCUGCGCUACGCCCAGGCCUCGGAGGUGCUGAGCGCCCGCCGCAACGUCGCCUACCACGUCGUCUACAAGGAGGGGCAGUUCUACCCCAUCAACCUCCUGCGCAACGUGGCCUUGGCCAACACGCAGACGCCGUACGUCUUUCUGACGGACAUUGACUUCCUGCCAAUGUAUGGCCUCUACGAUUACCUCAGGAACUCCAUCCAGCAGCUGGAGCUGCCCCGGAGGAAGGCAGCUCUCAUCGUGCCGGCGUUCGAGACCCUGCACUACCGCUUGACCUUCCCCAAAUCCAAAGCAGAGCUGCUCUCCAUGCUGGACAUGGGCUCCCUCUACACCUUCAGGUACCACGUGUGGCCGAAGGGCCAUGCCCCGACGGACUAUGCCAAGUGGCGGACGGCCACCGUGCCGUACCGCGUGGCGUGGCAGCCAGACUUCGAGCCUUACGUUGUAGUGAGGCGAGACUGCCCCAAGUACGACCAGAGGUUCGUGGGCUUCGGCUGGAACAAGGUGUCCCACAUCAUGGAGCUGGAUGCGCAGGAGUACGAGCUGCUGGUCCUGCCCAACGCCUUCAUGAUCCACAUGCCCCACGCCCCCAGCUUCGACAUCUCCAAGUUUCGCCUGAGCGCGGGGUACCGGGGCUGCCUCCGGACGCUGCGGGAGGAGUUCCACCAGGACCUGUCGCGGCGCUACGGGGCUGCCGCGCUCAAAUACCUCACGGCCGAGAGGAGCCUGUGACCCCGGGGGGGGACAGCGGGUUGUGGGGUGCUCGCAGCACGCCGGAGAAGGGAGGGGCGCAGGGCCUGCCGCCUGCCCCGGCCCGCCGCCGCAGCCCGGCCCGAGGGACCCAAGCCUCUGCAGCCCAGCAAAGGGCUGCCCGGAGAUAAAACGGAAGGUGCCAGCUGAGAGAUCAGGCAGUGCCUGCAGGUCAAGCUGCUGCGGCGCGGCCGAGGGGUUGUAUUUUUUUUUUUUUCGGAGCAGCGGCCUUCCCGCGGUACAGGGGAGCCACCCCUGGCCCGGGGAUAUUGUUACUCCCCAUCCGUAUGGAUGCAGAGUCCCCAGUGGGGUUGGCCCAGUUACUACUGGGUGGUGCGGGGGGCACCAGCUGGGCCCCCCCCAGUUCACGGGGCUGUGAACCAUCGCGCCGGGCAAAGCAGCAGCGCAAGGUGGUGGUGGGGGGGUGGGGUGUCACCCUGCUCCCCCCUCACCCCCCAGCUCUGGGCAGCGCAGACGUUGCCAUCGACAAUCAGGGAUGUGGUUGACACUGGAGGAGGCCGUAGCUGAGCGCUGUGGCGGGAGCCCCGCGCCGGGAGCCGCGUGGCCGGGCACUGUUCCACCGCUAGCACACACUGGAGCACAGAGGAUGCAUUGCUUUCCUCACGCUAUUUAAAUUAUUUAAUACUUUUCUCGUAAGAGUUCAAUGAUUAGGGUGUCUGGGUUGGUUUGGGGGUUUUUUGUUUUUUUGUUUUUUUUUUUUUUUUUCAAUCCUUUCUUCCUCUCGGAUGAUUUUGCUGGUGGCCCUGGAGGCUCUCCAGGCCAGUUGCUGCUGCAGUCGCCGCUGUUCUCUCCUUUGCGUUCCUCGGGGCAGCAAGAGCCGGCUCUGUGCAGGUAUGAGGAUUUCCGUCCAGGGCGAGAGCGGCCAGGAGGAGCCAUACAAAGCGCGGGGUAUGGAAAGGGCACAAGCGCUUCUUGCUUAUUCUCUAAUUUAAUUUUUAAAUUAAAGCUUUUUUAUUCUUUUUCACAUCCUUGUUA